Molecule: messenger RNA, 708 nt
Organism: Callithrix jacchus (white-tufted-ear marmoset)
Lineage: Eukaryota; Metazoa; Chordata; Mammalia; Primates; Cebidae
Gene: H2AB1
Product: H2A.B variant histone 1
Cellular component (GO): nucleosome
Molecular function (GO): DNA binding; protein heterodimerization activity; structural constituent of chromatin
Source: RefSeq, a predicted model, not a curated record
ACUGGACGCGAUAACGGUCAUCUUGAGAGGCAUCUUGUCGUGCUAGAGCAAGCCGAGCCGAGAUAGGGCACCCAACACCCAGCAUGUUGGGGAGGAGGAGCCGUCGAGGGUCCUCUGGUGCUGGCGGCCGGGGGCAUACCCUCUCUCGCACCGCCCGAGGGGAGCUUUUGUUUUCUGUGAGCGAGGUGGAGCGUAGUCUACAGGAAGGCCAGUGCGCCCAGCGCCUGAGUCCCUCUGCGCCAGUCUUCCUCGCUGCCGUGAUUCAGUACCUGACGGCCCAGAUCCUGGAGCUGGCGGGCAAGGAGGCCCACAACAACGGAGAGAGGACCAUCACUCCACAGCCGCUGGACAUGGCGGUUCACGACAACGCGCUGCUGAGCACCCUCUUUGACACAACAACCGUCUCUCAAGUGGUUCCCGGCCGGGACUAGCUGCUGACGACGCACGACUUCUGGGACCUGGCAGGUCCACUCGUCCACCCACCCAGCCCCAAAUCCCCCAGCCCCCAAACCACCCCCUGUUUCCACCGGCCCCGAGGUCUCUUGGGCCUUCAUUCAUUAAUUCUGUCAGUAAAGUGUUUAAUGGAUCCCACCUGCCUGUUUCAGUCACUUUGCCUUGGGGGAGGGAGGGGGGUGUGGGAUGAGGGGACGUGCGAUGGGGUGGGGCGUUAAGAGACCUCCAUAGCUGGAGGGAUGGACAGGUGGGGCU